CCACUGUUGUCGAAAGCAUCAUUGAUCUCCGUUUCUUCCUUCAUUUCCAAUCUACACAAACCCUAACUCUGACCCUGACUCUACUUUCUGGAGUCGGGGUUUUCGUUUCCCCUAUCAAGCUUCGGUUAACGUUCUUCAAUCACCGGCCGAUUUUCCGUGUUGGGAGCGGUCUUAGAAGAUUAAAAUAAAGGAAUUUGCUAAAGAAAUGGCUCGAUUGGCGCGCAGUUGCAUCCAAUCGCUCCUAAAGUUGGUGAAUUCUGGCUUAGGGAUGGUGGGCAUCGCCAUGAUCAUCUACUCCCUUUGGAUGCUUAGAGUUUGGCUUCGCCAUCCUGAAUCCGCGGAAGCCUCCAUACCUUGGUUCAUUUACACGAUUCUUGGCCUUGGGGUUACUCUGUGCGUGAUCACGUGCGCAGGCCACAUUGCAGCCGAGACUGCUAGUGGUUGUUGCCUGUAUCUCUAUAUGGCUUUUGUCUUUCUGCUUUUUGUGAUGGAAGCUGCAGUCACUGCAGAUGUAUUCUUAAACCAUGACUGGCAGGAGGAUUUCCCAGACGACCCAACUGGAUAUUUUGAUCAAUUAAAGAAUUUUAUUAAGGAUAACUUUGACAUAUGCAAAUGGAUUGGCUUGGGAGUGGUGGCUUUACAGGGCAUAAGUAUGUUAUUGGCUAUGAUUCUGAAAGCUUUAGGUCCACAUCCAGAGAGAUACUAUGAAAGUGAUGAUGAUUAUUUACCAGAUAGGGUUCCCCUGCUGAAGAAUUAUGUUCCCCCACAACCUUAUGUUGUUAGCGACCCAGCAUAUGGAGUUAAAAGCGAUGCUUGGAAUAUAAGAAUCAAUAGCAAGGCAAGUAGGUGAAGAUGUUAUCUUUGUGAUGACAUUGAAAAGCAUUCAGACGAGCAGUGGGAAGAGGUUACUGCAUCUCAGAUAUCAGCUCUAGAAGUGUUUGGUUGUCAAAACAUUAUUUAUGAGCUUCAAUUGGUCGACCUGUUUCUCAUGAAUAUGUGCAUAUAUGUAAAUGCUUCAUGUAAUCUAUACUUGCAUUUAUGUUAGAUAUAUGGUACUGUAGAAGAUAACGAACUGGAGAUAUCAUAUAUCACAAGGAGAAAGAUGAUUAGAGCCUAGCCACUACUGGUUGCCAUUUACAUCUUUGCUUCGGUGAGCACAUUCUGCAAGUCAUUUACCAUUUUAAUUCAGUUUUCUAGUCGUCCAAGUUGGCAAAGUUGUGUCCUAUGCUAGUUGAAUCCCUUAUCAUCUCAUUGUGUGGCCUGAAUUAUCAAAUCAAGCUUAAAUCUUGAUACAUAGAUGUAAUCAUUAUCAAUUUUUCUCCA
This is a messenger RNA of Sesamum indicum (sesame), 1323 nucleotides long. RefSeq names its product Tetraspanin family protein. NCBI's taxonomy places the organism in Eukaryota, Viridiplantae, Streptophyta, Magnoliopsida, Lamiales, Pedaliaceae. Gene Ontology annotation, cellular component: membrane. The record is from RefSeq and is a predicted model, not a curated record.